This is a messenger RNA of Penicillium manginii, 918 nucleotides long. RefSeq lists its product as uncharacterized. NCBI's taxonomy places the organism in Eukaryota, Fungi, Ascomycota, Eurotiomycetes, Eurotiales, Aspergillaceae. The coding region runs from base 1 to 918 and encodes 305 amino acids. The record is from RefSeq and is a predicted model, not a curated record. The transcript has a single exon.
AUGUCAGCAAUGUGUGGGUCAGUCUCUACGAGUGAAGUAUUGGGAGGCUUGACUGGACCUCAGAACCUUCAGCCUGGGGAAUUACUUCAUAUCAGUGACCCAAAUCUUAAUGAUAUCGAGAUGUCACAUUCCCAACCACCGGCAAUCGAUGCGCCAUUUCAAUUUGGCAGUUCCGACCAUUCAACGUCAUACUUUGCAAGAGACAAGUUAUUUGGCCGUGCUUCAAAUGGCAUCGUUAGCCAAACCGGCGAAAUAGAUGAGACCAAUGCGACUAUGGAAGAGACAACAGGCUUUGACCCGUUAUCAAGUGUAGCGCUGUUCACAUUCCCUCUUGACAGCACUGUGGACCAAACUGGCGGGAUGAAUGGGACGAGCGCGGCUAUGCAAGAGACAACAGGUCUUGACCCAUUAUCAAGUGAUGCGCUUUUUAUCUCUCAGAUCGACAGCAUUCUGGACCCGACCGGCGAAAUAGAUGAGACCAAUGCGACUACGGAAGAGACAACAGGCUUUGACCCGUUAUCAAGUGUAGCGCUGUUCACAUUCCCUCUUGACAGCACUGUGGACCAAACUGGCGGGAUGAAUGGGACGAGCGCGGCUAUGCAAGAGACAACAGGUCUUGACCCAUUAUCAAGUAAUGCGCUUUUUAUCUCUCAGAUCGACAGCACACUGCACCAGACCGGCAAGAUAAAUGAGACCGAUAUGGCUACGCAGGAGACAAUACCAUUAAUAAGUGAUAACAGCACCGGUCAGGCUGGCCAGGCCGAGCAGGAGACGGCGAAGAAUAUUUUGUCUGCUCUAUUCCCCGAUUUUCAAACCGACAGUAUCUCAAGUGAAGCUGGACAAAUGCCUUUGACCCCUCACACCACGUCUUCCGAUAGUGUCAUCGUACAGGCUAGCCACAACGUUAUAACCGUGUAA